Molecule: messenger RNA, 483 nt
Organism: Drosophila ficusphila
Lineage: Eukaryota; Metazoa; Arthropoda; Insecta; Diptera; Drosophilidae
Product: peptidyl-prolyl cis-trans isomerase NIMA-interacting 4
Exons: 2
Coding region: 62-454 (130 amino acids)
Biological process (GO): rRNA processing
Molecular function (GO): DNA binding; peptidyl-prolyl cis-trans isomerase activity
Source: RefSeq, a predicted model, not a curated record
CAGUCAACAUUUUUGUUGUUGUUUGUUUGGUUGAAACUUGAAAUUUAAGAAAUAUAAGAAAAUGCCACCGAAAAAGGACGCAAAGGGCGGCAAGGAUGCCGCUAAGGGUGGCAAAAAGCCCGCCGCCGAGGACAAGUCUGCCGGCAAAGAGAAAAAGGGAGGCAACGCCGUGAAGGUGCGCCAUAUCCUGUGUGAAAAGCAGGGCAAAAUCUCCGAGGCUAUGGAAAAGCUGAAAGCUGGGCAGAAGUUCCCAGAGGUGGCGGCUGCCUACAGCGAGGACAAGGCACGACAGGGCGGCGAUCUUGGUUGGCAAAUCCGCGGAGCGAUGGUGGGUCCUUUCCAAGACGCCGCAUUCGCCCUGCCCAUUUCCACCGUCAACAAUCCCGUGUAUACAGAUCCCCCUAUUAAGACCAAGUUUGGCUACCACAUCAUCAUGGUUGAGGGAAAAAAAUAAGUUGAAUUUAUAAAUCGAUUUUUAAUGUG